AGCUGUCCCGGACAGUGCUUCGGACCUCUAGCUAAUCAGCCCCUCUCUCUUCACCUUAAACACACAGACGCUCCAGACAUCUUGCCCGUCCAGUUCCUGCUGGGGAGAAGCAUCAUGCUGAGCAAGGAUCUUCCUGACAUCGAGAGCAUUCUGGCUCUGAAUCCCAGGGUGAAAAGUGACGUGCAGGCCAUUUCCACGGCGGCAAAGAAGAAAGAGAAAAAACACUGGAAGAGGAACCCUGAUAGGAGCUGUGAUUCUUGUGUGAAGCUGGAGAACAACUUUGAUGAUAUCAAACACACAACGCUCAGUGAACGCGGGGCCCUUCGAGAGGCACUGAGGUGUCUAAAAUGUGCUGAUGCCCCCUGUCAGAAGAGCUGUCCUACUAAUCUGGAUAUCAAAACAUUUAUUACCAGUAUCUCCAAUAAGAACUAUUAUGGGGCAGCACGGGCCAUUCUAUCUGACAACCCCCUGGGUCUGACCUGUGGGAUGAUUUGCCCCACCUCAGAACUGUGUGUAGGGGGCUGCAACUUGUAUGCCUCUGAGGAAGGGCCUAUUAAUAUAGGAGGGUUACAGCAGUUUGCUACAGAGGUCUUCAGUAAGAUGGGCAUCCCUCAGGUUAGGAACCCUGAGCUGCCACCGCCCAGCGAGAUGCCAGAGUCUUAUCACGCCCCUAUUGCUCUGAUUGGCUGUGGCCCUGCGUCAAUCAGCUGUGCUUCUUUCUUGGCUCGCCUUGGAUAUGAUAACAUCACCAUCUUUGAGAAACAAAAGUACAUUGGAGGACUGAGCACCUCAGAGAUCCCUCAGUUCCGUUUGCCCCACGAGGCCGUUGAGUUUGAGCUCAACCUUAUGAAAGACCUGGGAAUCAAGGUCAUGUGUGAAAAGGGUCUAGGUGUUAAUGGCAUGAAUCUGACUUCCCUGAAAAAGGAAGGAUUCAAGGCAGUCUUCAUCGGUAUUGGUCUUCCUCAGGCCAACAGGGCUACAAUCUUCCAUGGUUUAACUGUAGAACAAGGAUUCUUCACCUCCAAAGACUUUUUGCCCAUGGUGGCAACAGCCAGCAAGCCAGGGAUGUGUAGCUGUCGCUCGACUCUCCCCCAGCUUCAUGGAGUGGUGAUAGUUUUAGGGGCAGGAGACACAGCAUUUGACUGUGCUACAUCAGCCCUGCGCUGUGGAGCCAAGAGAGUCUUUGUCUGCUUCAGGAAGGGGUUUACUAACAUCCGAGCUGUUCCUGAGGAGAUGGAGCUUGCUAAGGAGGAGAGGUGUGAGUUCCUUCCCUUCGUGUCUCCUCGUGAGGUCAUUUUGAAAAACGGCCGUGUUUCUGGCCUACUGUUGUGUCGCACAGAGCAGACGGAGGAAGGUGAUUGGCUGGAGGAUGAGGAGCAAAUUGUCAAGUUAAAAGCUGAUUACAUCAUUAGCGCCUUUGGCUCUAUGCUCAAUGACCCGCAAGUGACUGAGGCCAUGGCUCCCAUAAAGCUGAACCGCUGGGGUACUCCAGAGCUGGACACAGACACCAUGCAGACCAGUGAACCCUGGGUAUUCGCAGGGGGAGACAUUGCUGGUCUGGCUAACACCACUGUGGAAUCUGUCAAUGAUGGCAAACAGGCCUCCUGGCAUAUUCACAGAUAUAUACAGUCCCUGUAUGGACAGAUGGUGGACUCAGUUCCCAAGCUACCAUUGUUCUACAGUGCUAUAGAUGAAGUGGACAUCAGUGUUGAGGUUUGUGGGAUUAAGUUUCCCAAUCCGUUUGGUCUGGCGUCUGCUCCUCCCACCACCAGCGCAGCAAUGAUCAGAAGAGCAUUUGAACAAGGAUGGGGCUUCGCUCUGACCAAAACAUUUGGACUGGACAAGGACCUGGUGACCAAUGUGUCUCCUCGUAUAGUGCGUGGGACCACCUCAAGCCAUUUGUUUGGACCAGGCCAGGGCUCUUUCCUCAACAUCGAGCUCAUCAGUGAGAAGACGGCUGCCUAUUGGUGUCAGACAGUAGCUGAGCUCAAGCGGGACUUCCCAAAAAAUGUGGUGAUCUCCAGUAUAAUGUGUGCCUAUAACAAGACUGACUGGACUGAACUGGCCAAGAUGGCAGAGGCAUCUGGAGCUGACGCGUUGGAGCUGAACCUGUCUUGUCCUCAUGGCAUGGGAGAGAGAGGAAUGGGGCUGGCCUGUGGGCAGGACCCAGAGUUGGUGCGUAACAUUUGUCGAUGGUUGCGUGCAGCCAUUUCUAUUCCAUUUUUUGCCAAACUAACACCAAAUGUCACCAACAUUGUUGACAUCGCCAAGGCUGCUCAUGAAGGCGGGGCAGAUGGAGUAACAGCCACCAACACUGUCUCAGGCCUGAUGGAAUUGAAGGCAGAUGGAUCCCCCUGGCCAGGCGUUGGAAGGAGCAAGCGCACAACAUAUGGAGGCGUGUCUGGUAAUGCAAUACGACCCAUAGCUCUCAAGGCAGUAUCGGCCAUUGGCAAAGCACUUCCUGGUUUUCCUAUUCUGGCCACCGGUGGCAUCGACUCAGCAGAGGCAGGUCUCCAGUUCCUCCACGCUGGGGCCUCGGUGCUGCAGGUAUGCAGUGCAGUACAGAAUCAGGACUUUACAGUGAUUGAGGACUACUGUGUGGGUCUGAAGGCAUUGCUGUAUCUUAAGAGCCUGGAAGAGUUAAGAGACUGGGAUGGCCAGUCACCUCCAACACUGAAACAUCAAAAGGGCAAACCAAUUCCCAGAAUAGAAGAACUGGUCGGAAAGAGCCUGCCUAGCUUUGGCCCCUAUCUCAAGCAGAAGACUGAUGCCAUUGCUGAGUACAAGAAAAAACUAAGAGACACCUAUACCAGUAUUGAUGUGGAAACCAACAGCAUCGGAGUCAACAAGCCCAAAAAAUCUGUUCCUGCUGUAAAGGAUGUGAUCGCAAGAGCGCUAAGCCACAUUGGAGCAUACCAUGAACUGAACAACCAGGAACAGGUCCAGGCUCUGAUAGAUGAGGAUAUGUGCAUCAACUGUGGCAAAUGUUACAUGACUUGUAAUGACUCUGGAUAUCAGGCUAUAACAUUUGAUCCAGAGACCCACCUCCCUUUUGUGACCGACAGCUGCACUGGUUGUACUCUCUGCUUCAGCGUCUGUCCAAUCAUAGACUGCAUCAAGAUGAUUACCAGGAGCACACGCUACGAACCUAAGAGGGGUGUGCCCAUCAACCCUGUCUGCUAGUGAAGUUCGUUCAGUAAAAAAUAGAUAUAUACCGGAUGUUGUAGCCACCUGCAACUUCCUCAUAAUCCAGGUGACCAUUUUCACUUUCUGUCAGUGAUGUUUUGAUUCCAAACCAAUGUCUAAAUAAUGUAUCUCCUGCAUUAGUUUCCCUGAAUUUGACCAUUGACCCAUAUAUUCAGAAUAAACUGGAUAAUUUGACUCAGGUCUCUGGAUUGUGAAAUAAAAACAUGCUUGUAGGCUACCAGCCUUAUGGUUUACAGUGUUCAGUCUGCCACACAUUGCCUUCUAACAUACCAUUCAACAUCGUUUCACUUUUGCGUGCUGACUGUAAACAUCAAACUACAGUUCAUUAUUCACCCUACAGGAUAUUGCUUACCAACUUAUUAUUUGAUAGUAUUUUGUUCAGCCUACAGUACCUUACAUGGGGAUGCACUCUAAUCGAUGAGUUCUCCAAAUUAAAUGGUCACUAGAAUGAUGAUAGAAGGUCCUGGGUUCGAACCCUGGGGUAGUCCAACCUUGGGGAUCAUCCUGGGUCAUCCUCUGUGUGGAGUUUGCAUGUUCUCCCCGUGUCUGCGUGGGUUUCCUCCGGGUGCUCCGGUUUCCUCCCACAGUCCAAAGACAUGUAGGUCAGGUGAAUCGGCUGCACUAAAUUGUCCCUAGGUGUGAAUGUGUCGGCCCUGUGAUGGACUGGCGGCUUGUCCAGGGUGUCUCCCCGCCUGCCGCCCAGUGACUGCUGGGAUAGGCUCCAGCAUCCGUGACCCAACUUCAGAUAAAUGGCUUGGAUAAUGGAUGGAUAGUAUGAUGAUUUUUGUUUCACUGGUCCAUACAUUGAGGACUGAUGGGCAAAUAAAAUCUAUGAAGAAGGCAAUAUGGUUGCAUUUAAAAAGCAAUCCUCACUUAAGUUCAGCUUGGUUUUAAUUUUUUUUCCCCAUAUGUUAUUAUCUGUAACAGUAGAGUGUAGCUUUAAUUGGCUAUGAGUUAAAGGGGAUUUUGGUUAAAAUAAUAGAAAUUAAGUAAACGGUAAUAAUGUUGCUUAAUAUACUAGUGCAUGUGUUUAUGUACAAUGUAAUCAAACCUCCAUCACAGACAGCCAACACUUAAAGGUUUUAGUAUAUUUGCAGCAAACUAGAGUAUACUUAAAUGUUGCUAUAGGUUUACCAGUGUUUGUCACUAGGUAAAAAACAGGAGAGAAAUGUAGUAAUAAUGUCUGGUAUGAAGGAAAAAUCAAUAGCAGCUCAACAUAAAAUGGAAAUUGCAUGUAAAAGAUUAUUGCUGCAUUUUUUUCUUGCACCGUUUACAUUCAAUAUGAAUCAUUAGUAAUUCAAGGUUAGCAUAUUUAACAUUGAAUUGAUCUCAUGAAAGAGCUUUUAAAUAAAGGUUUUCUUAUGCAUAAAUCUCUUCUCUCUGCUUCAUGAUACAACUCAAUGGGAUUUGAUUGCUGCAAUAAUCAGAGUUUCAAGUUUAUCAUAUAUGAAAGCAAGUGUACACUUAUUCUUAUAAUGGAAUGUUUGUUUUGCUGGCUCAACACACAAGUGGGAAAUAAAAGUACUUAAGAGAAGUCAAAGU
Lampris incognitus (smalleye Pacific opah) is the source of this 4749-nucleotide messenger RNA. It is a transcript of the gene dpydb, whose product is annotated as dihydropyrimidine dehydrogenase b. NCBI's taxonomy places the organism in Eukaryota, Metazoa, Chordata, Actinopteri, Lampriformes, Lampridae. Gene Ontology annotation, molecular function: dihydropyrimidine dehydrogenase (NADP+) activity; uracil binding; iron-sulfur cluster binding. The transcript is spliced from 25 exons. Gene Ontology annotation, biological process: thymine catabolic process; uracil catabolic process. Gene Ontology annotation, cellular component: cytosol; cytoplasm. The record is from RefSeq and is a predicted model, not a curated record. The coding region runs from base 115 to 3183 and encodes 1022 amino acids.